Molecule: messenger RNA, 4825 nt
Organism: Schistosoma guineensis
Lineage: Eukaryota; Metazoa; Platyhelminthes; Trematoda; Strigeidida; Schistosomatidae
Source: the annotation of a GenBank genome assembly
AGUGAAUUGUAAGCGCAGUGUUCGAUGGUCUGCUAGAAAGUGGUAGAUUGUGUUGGUAAUGUCUCAUAAAAAUACGGAUUUUGUGAUAGUGAAAUUUGAUUAUGAGGCAUCAGAUAGUCAUGAGCUUGGAAUUCAAAAAGGUGAAAAAUUAACACUUAUCGAUGAUAGCCAACAUUGGUGGAAGGUGAUGAAUUCCUUUGGAAAGACUGGCUAUGUCCCUAGCAAUUAUGUCAAGCGUUCAAAACAAGGUAUAUUUUCAAGUUUGCGAAAUACUCUGGGACGCCGGAAAAAUCGUCAGGAAGGUACAAGCACUAGACAGUCCAAUCCUUCUUCACCUACCCCGGAUGGGAGUAAUGGCUUUUCAGCUUUUGAUUUACGACACGAAAGUGCAGAGUCCCUUGGAGCUAAAGUUGUCAGCACAUCUGCGUCUACAAGCAUUUUAAUUCCUCCAAGUCAAGCAUUUGCGGAUAUGAGACUUCAGGAAGGAAUCUCUGACAGCUUUUCUAUCCCCUUAAAUAAUCAGAUAUCCGUUCAACACGCGAAAAGAUUUCAAGAUGCAAAUAAAACGGUUGAUAGUGAAUCAGUUAACUGGCUGUCGAAAUCUGAUGCAAGACAAGCUUACCCCCAGCAUUCCAUACCAAAUUUUCAAAAUGGACAUGGCGCUGUAAAUGUUUCCUUAUCACUGUUCCAGCAAACUACUAAUAUUAUGACAGGAACUUUAAAUAAUACGUCCUAUUUUGGCACUGGAACUGGUUUAGGUCGUCAAAUAUGUCAAGCACGUUUCAAUUACCCUGCUUGUCAACCAGAUGAAUUGUCAAUUGAAAGAGGCGAUAAAAUUCGUGUUUUGGAAAAAAGUUCAGAUGGUUGGUGGCGUGGUAUUCUAAUUACCGAAGGUAAACCACAGCGAAUGGGAUGGUUUCCAUCAAAUUAUGUCACAUUGGAUUUAUCAAAAAAUCUGAAUAGAUCUGGAAGUAGUUCACAACCCAGUAUAUUAAAUUCAAGUACACUUAAUCGGGAUGCAAAUGAUUUGUCUGUACCAAACAUUUCAAAUACUCAAGAUCAAAUUCCUACUCAAUACUUAGCUUAUCAAUAUUAUGAACAACAACAUUCUCUGAAUCCUGGUUCUAUUACAGAAAACCAACAACAAGUACAUCAACAACCGCAAUUACUAGUACGUAAUAACGACCCACCUAGUCAUGAAGGUCAGCAACAGCAACAUGAAACUGUUGUAACUCUUUACCCAUUUGUACGUAGUCAUGUAGCAGAGCUGUCUUUUGGUGAAAACGAGGUCUUGGAAGUACUUAACAAACCUCCUGAUGAUCCAGCUUGGUGGCAUUGUCGUAAUACUCGUGGUGAAAGUGGUCUGGUACCACAUAAUUAUGUUACUGCUUUCACAACACCAGCAAUUGCAACUACAACACUAAGCAAAUCAUUCGGUUCAAAUCACAAGCCAUUAUCUUGUCAGUCUACAAAUUUUGGCCAUUCUAUUCGAAGUAACCAGGUGUCUGCGACUAAUUCAAGUUAUACAGUAACAAAUAAGUCACAGCCUACUGAUGGAGAAACAUUGAGGCUAAGUUAUGCUACACAGUCUAGUACAGGUUGCUUACAUAUAAAUCGACCAUGGUUCUGGGGUAUUAUUUCACGCGCUGAAUGUGAAGAGAUGUUAGGUAAACAUUCUUUACCUGGUGAAUUCAUCGUUCGCGAUAGUGAAUCACAUCCUGGGGAUUUGACUAUAACUAUCAAUGCAGGCAAUAAAACAAGAAAUUUCAAAGUACAUGUUGAGAAAGGACAAUAUCACAUUGGUCAGAAAGUAUUCAAUUGUAUUGAUGAUCUCAUCGAGCAUUAUGGUAGUCAUCCAAUAUUUAAAAACGAACAUGAGAAACAUUAUCUUACGCAACCUUUUGUUCAUCCUGGUGUUAAAUCAGUGGUCCCUUACGAAAGUAAUAAUAAUAGUAUUAGUUUUAGUAAUAUUACGUCCACUACUCCAACUAAAAGUAUUAACACUGUAUCGUCAGUAUCAUCGACGUGUUUUCUUCCAGUUUGUGGUAGUAGUGGGAACACCCCAACCUAUCAUCAGUCUAUUACUGCUUCACACGGUCGUUAUUCUUAAACUUUCUACUUUUGUUUCGAGAAAAAGUUUGUUUUCUGCAAUAAUUCUGAUUUUUCUUGUUUUGUUUUUACUACUCACCACCAAUGUAAUUGCUCUGCUUACGAUUAAUUUAAUUUAUUGUUUAUUUAGAAUGGAAUUGUUGUUAGAUAAAAAUGAAAUCGUUGUCAAGCGUAUAUAACGUUAUCUUUCAGAUUGAGUGGUUUUCAACUGAUUAUUUGAUUACAUUAGGAGUUGGAGUAUAAUCGCUUCUCUGUUAUCAUGCAUACACACCCACACUUCAUGUUUCCCUAUUUAACUCAGAAACACUUCAGUAUUGUCUCUCACCGGUGCUGUCAUGCUAUAUAUAUCCUGGGGAUUUUUAUUAUCGAAAACCUACUACAUGUUUAUUGCAUGUAAUUACUUCUAACACAUCAACUUGUGUUGACACAUAUUUUCUACUCAGUUUUUUCACUUCUGCUAAUUAACUUUGGGAUAUUAAUAGAUUUUACUUUCAUAAAUCAAAGCAUUAUCAUACUCUACAUUUUGCCACGACCUUCGUCCAUAAUUCCUCUAAAUUUAAUCUUUGGUAGUAACUCUGAGGUUUGUGACUGUUGUUCACAGUGUUCAUACCAAUCCAAUUAGCAUUAUUACUCAACAGCAUCACUAGUAGUUAUAAAACUUUGAGGUUUAUAAUAGAAAUCAGGUGUUCAUAACCAGAAAAUUGUCAUCCUUUGUAAAGAUAUUAUCAUUUUAUGUCAUAAUUUUUAUCUAGUUGUAAGUCUGCUAGAAAAUUAAACUUGUGUGCGUGUGUUAGUUCUUCAGUUUUAGUGGGUUUUCACAUUCUAUGCAAUUCAUUCACAGUCUUUGUUCAUUUUUUUUUAGAAACAAAAACAAAAUUAAUUGUCUUGAUUUUCCUUUCUGAUUUAGUUUUUACGUAAUUUUUACUUGAGUUAUAUUCUUUCUUAUCUUCACUACCUGAUCAUGAAUACAUCUCUAUGUACACAUAGAAAGACCUGUAUUGAAGAGCCGUUUAACACCGCUGAAAUUUCAACACGCCUAGUUAUGAUAAAGUUACUGUAGUUGUAUGCCUUCGUUCUCCAUUGAUCCUCCAUUUUCUUUUUUUUUGUUUUUUGUACCUCUACUUCUGCUGUUUUAUUAAUUUUGCUUUUUGUUCGAUGUCGAAAAUAAAACAAUGGAAUGUGUUAAAUGGAUUAUUAUCAUCAUUGCUGAAUAAUUUAUAUUCUAAUGCUUGAAAGUUCUCCUUAUUGCGUUCUUUGUAUAGUCUAUUUUUUGUGUAAUGAAUAAUGAUAAUGGCUCUUAUAUUGAAAUUUUGUCAGUUUCUGCUCAUUAAUUUUUUUCUCUAUUGUUCUUUCUUUUUAUACACGUGGUUUGGGGUUUGAACAUAGGGCCUACAGAUGAACAAUUUUAGUAACGAUUUAAGUUACUAUUAUAACAGGUUAACAAAAUCUCCCCCAAUAGACUGCGGGUAUUUAGCUAAAAAUGAAUUAUUACUUAUAUGGUUUCAAUGUGUUCUGUUAAAUUUUAAUAUGAUUUAAACUGGAGCAAAUAUUCGAUGGUUCUGGUUGACUGCUCUUGAUUUUUCCUGUGGAUUCGUCUAUAGUGCACACUUUUAUGCCAUCUUCAGUAUUAUAUUAAACUCAGGAAAAUCACAUUCAACGGUCGCAAUAUGGAAUCAAUGUGAUUGAGUUUCUAGUGGAUAAUAUUUUUCAACUUUCUCGUUGUAGUUAACUUAUAAUGUAGUUCGACUUGUUUGUUUUACUGGAACUGUUUCAACAUUAGUUUUGUGUUUUUUUUACUGUUAACAUCUAACUAAUGAGUUGGUAAUGAGAUUGUUGAUGCAACUAAAUUAAUUACAUGUCUAUUAGAAAUUGGAUUAAUAUUUAUCUUUUUAUCUUUCUUAAUUACGUGAACCAAUUUAAAAGCGAUUUUUGUAUUAAAUUCAUUGCAGUGUUGAGUUCUCAUUCAGGGGUCUAUAGAUCCAGUUUUCGCUUAUCGGUUGAUAGGGUGAUGGGAUUUUAGUAAAAGAUAACGUUAAUACAGUUGAACUGUUCAUCAGUUUAUUCUACCGAAAUUCUGAAGUGUCUGUUCUUAUGAAUUAUCAACGGCGUGUCUUUGUCAAUAGUUAUGUCGCUGACUGUUUCUAAUUUUAGGUCAGUUUAUUUGGUAAAACUAAAUAGCUACCGACUGUUACCUCACACUGACGCACUCAGUAUCUGUUGUGUUUUCUAUCCAGUCAACUUCGUUGGUAGUCGUUACGUGGACAAUUUAUAAAACUAGUUUUGUUUGUUGGGCUGUGUGUGGCAACUAGGCACUACCUGGUAUCGAGCAAUCUUCGGUUCUGGGUUUCUGAUGUUAAAACCAUUAUCGAUAUGGUAGGCUGCUUAUUGUCUACAAUUACAUUGUAACUAGUUUAUUUGAUAUUAAAUGUUUUCCCUGGUUUGUUCAUUCAUUAGAGAGUUCGAUAUGAAAUUUUAGAAAUGAAAGUUUAAUCGACAAAAUUCAUUUGGGUCGGAUCGACGGCACAUACCUAGAUUUUGGAAAAUAGAGUACUGGUUUCUCUUCAUAAAUAUUAUUCCAGUUUUUUCUGUGCCCUCUCAAGGUUUAAUAUCCAUGUGUGAUAAAUAAUUGUUUCAAGUUGAACCCUCCAAAACAUUUCUUAUCGAAUUAUGAACAUUUUCGGGUUGUAAAGACGGAUUAAAAUUCUUUCUAUUGCAC